Molecule: messenger RNA, 533 nt
Organism: Paramecium pentaurelia
Lineage: Eukaryota; Ciliophora; Oligohymenophorea; Peniculida; Parameciidae
Source: the annotation of a GenBank genome assembly
AUGCUUAGUUUGAAAAUAAAAAUGAAAUUCAACUCUGAAAAUUAAAAAUUUGGAGGAAGCAAAGACAGAGUAAAUAAUGUAAAUUUUUUCAGGGAAUUUCAGCAUAAGUAUUUGUCCUCAAAAAUUUAAUAAUUAUAUUAUUUUUUAAAUUAAAAUAUCAUGGGAAGAAGAUAUAGACUAACAACCCGAGUAGGGGACCUAUUAUGUAAACCAGUACAUCACUUGCUAAUAAUAACCCUCCCCGAGAAAGGAGGGCUCUUUGUGAGGACUAUAUGUGGGCUAUUUUUCGAAAAGGACAAUUAAGAUAAAUUCCUCCUUAUCCAUUUCUUAGACAAACUUAGGAGAGGCAAUCCUAAUAAAGAUAAAGAAGCCAUGAUUAAGAGAAUGACAGAGAUGAACGGACAGAAUAAAUAUGGACCGAGAGAUUAUUUAGAAGAACAUAUGAAAACCUUCGGAAUCAACAUGGAAGAAGAUAUGAAGUGGCUAAAUUUAAGAUACUGGGAACUCCCUUGAUUAUAGACCCCAAGGAUUGA